Euleptes europaea (tarantolino) is the source of this 879-nucleotide messenger RNA. RefSeq names its product peroxisomal succinyl-coenzyme A thioesterase-like. Gene Ontology annotation, molecular function: fatty acyl-CoA hydrolase activity. Bases 1 to 741 code for a protein of 246 amino acids. The transcript is spliced from 3 exons. Lineage: Eukaryota; Metazoa; Chordata; Lepidosauria; Squamata; Sphaerodactylidae. The record is from RefSeq and is a predicted model, not a curated record. Gene Ontology annotation, biological process: fatty acid metabolic process; acyl-CoA metabolic process.
AUGCAGGCCCGCCUGACUUUCUCUCCCGACGGCCGGAGCCUCUUCGACGAGCCGCUGGCCGUGGCGGUGGAAGGGCUGCGGCCCCAGCAGGAGGUCACGCUGCGGGCGUCCCUGCGGGACGAGGCCGGGCUGCUCUUCGAGUCGCGCGGCCUGUACCAGGCGGACGGCCACGGGCAGCUGGACCUGGCCGACUCGCCGGCGCUGGAAGGCGGCAGCUUCUCCGGCCUGGAGCCGAUGGGGCUGCUGUGGGCGAUGAAGCCGGAGAAGCCCUUCAGGCGCCUGGUGAAGCGCGACGUGCGGAGCCCCUUCCUCCUGGAGGUGGAAGUGCUGGGCGGCCACGGCAAGUGCCUGGCCCGAGGCGCCCACGAGAGGGCCUUCAUGCGGGACGGCGUGAGGAGGGUCCCCGUGCGAGAGGGCCGGGUCCGAGCCACGCUGUUCCUGCCCAGCGGUGAUGGCCCCUUUCCUGGAGUCAUUGAUAUUUAUGGAACUGGAGGAGGCCUCCCUGAAUAUCGAGCAUCUCUGAUGGCUAAUCAUGGCUUUGCCACGCUAGCACUGGCCUAUUAUGCUUAUGAAGAUCUCCCUAAAGAUAUGAAAGAAUUCCAUCUGGAGUAUUUUGAAGAAGCUGUAAAUUAUAUGCUGAAACAUCCGAAGGCCAGGAUGACCAUAACUGGAAGAGUGAAUUCUUUGCCAUUGAAGCCUCCAAUCGUUUACAGGCUCAUGGGAAAGAAAUACCUGAGAUAAUUUGCUAUCCAGGAGCAGGGCAUUAUAUUGAGCCUCCUUAUUUCCCAAUGUGCCCAUCUUCAAUGCAUCUUUUGGUGGGCUGCCCAGCAAUCUGGGGAGGGGAGCCCAGAGCUCAUGCUAAAGCACAGGUGGACGCUU